AUGCAAAAUUCAGACAUUGGUGCUGAUCCUAGCGGAUCAUAUCCCAGUCGUCAAUACGUGCAUAAUCCAACAUCUCAGCAGGGGGACCAUGGACUCUCUCAUGACUGGAAUACCAGAACAUACGUAUAUGAUGACAGCGACCCUCAUGCUGCACAGCAAGAUACGGCCAGCAUUGCAUCUUCCGGCCAAGAAAGAUACACUGAUAGCGAUCAAGGAAACCAUGACUCUUCAGCUGUAGACUACGAUAACGCAUCGGGUGCUGUAGCCCCAAAUGCACAAAACCAACCUCCUCAGUCUCCUGCUGGGCAAACUGCUCAACAACCUCAGCAGCAACGUCAACCCACGCAACAACAGCAACAUCAACCGCCGUCUUCUCCUCCUGAUUCUGCUAAUAACGAAAAGGCUGCUGAAGCAGCUAACCAGACACAAGGCCAACAAGGACCUGGUGGUGACGGAGACGAUGACGAAGACGAAGAUGAGGAUAUUGAUGCAUUAAUAGAAGAUUUAUACUCCCAGGAUAAUCAAGAAGAAGAAGAAGAAGAAGAAGAAAAUCACGAACCAGGUGGUGUCAAGGCUGUCCCACAAGAACUUCUUCAAACUGAUCCAAAGCAGGGUCUUUCUCAAUCAGAAGUUGAACAAAGACAAAGCAAAUAUGGUCUAAACCAAAUGAAGGAAGAAAAGCAAAAUAACUUUAAGAAAUUCCUCUCAUUUUUUAUCGGUCCUAUUCAAUUCGUUAUGGAAUUAGCAGCAGCCUUGGCUGCUGGUCUUCGUGACUGGGUAGAUUUUGGUGUCAUUUGUGCACUUUUAUUGCUUAAUGCGACUGUUGGUUUCGUUCAAGAAUACCAAGCCGGUUCUAUCGUUGACGAGCUAAAAAAAACCAUGGCUUUGAAAUCCACCGUCAUACGUGACGGACAUGCUGUUGAAGUGGAGGCCAAAGAUAUAGUUCCAGGUGACAUCCUACACCUUGAUGAUGGUACUAUUUGUCCAGCAGAUGGUCGUUUAAUAUCUGAAGAUUGCUACCUUCAAGUAGAUCAGUCGGCCAUUACUGGUGAAUCUCUUGCUGUUGACAAACACAAUGGUGACACCAUGUAUUCUUCAUCUUCGGUAAAACGAGGUGAAGCAUACAUGAUUGUCACUGCUACCGCUGAUUCGACUUUCGUUGGAAGAGCUGCAUCCUUGGUUGGUGCAGCCGGUCAAGCCCAAGGUCACUUCACCGAAGUCCUUAACGGAAUUGGUACUGUUCUUCUCGUUCUAGUUAUUCUUACUCUCCUCUGUAUCUAUACUGCGGCAUUUUAUCGUACUGUCCGUCUGGCAAGACUUUUGGAAUAUACAUUGGCUAUUACCAUUAUUGGUGUACCAGUGGGUCUUCCCGCAGUUGUCACUACAACGAUGGCUGUUGGUGCUGCUUAUCUUGCAAAGAAAAGAGCCAUUGUUCAAAAGCUUUCGGCUAUCGAAUCUCUUGCAGGUGUUGAAAUCCUCUGUUCAGACAAAACUGGUACUUUGACUAAAAACAGACUUUCCAUGGGUGAACCCUAUUGCGUCGAAGGGGUUGAUCCUGAUGAACUUAUGAUUACUUCUUGUCUCGCAUCUUCGCGAAAAAAGAAAGGUCUGGAUGCCAUUGAUAAAGCAUUUUUGAAAGCUCUAAGGGACUAUCCGAACGCCAAACAAAAGCUAUCCAAAUACAAAAUUUUACAAUUCCAUCCUUUUGACCCUGUUUCCAAGAAGGUAACCGCUAUAGUUGAGACUCCAGAAGGUGAACGAGUGACGUGUGUGAAAGGUGCACCAUUAUGGGUAUUUAAAACUGUUCAAGAAGACCAUGAAGUUUCUCAAGAAAUCAGUGAUGCUUACAGGGAGCAAGUUAACGAAAUGGCUUCCAGAGGUUUCCGUUCGCUCGGUGUAGCCCGUAAAAUAGAAGGAAAACAAUGGGACAUUCUCGGUAUAAUGCCUUGCUCAGAUCCACCUCGUAAUGACACUGGUCGCACUAUCAGCGAAGCUAUUCGUUUGGGUCUGAGAAUCAAGAUGCUUACCGGUGAUGCUGUUGGUAUCGCCAAAGAAACAGCACGUCAGUUGGGUAUGGGAACUAACGUAUAUAAUGCCGAACGCCUUGGUUUAGGUGGUGGUGGUGAUAUGCCUGGCUCUGAGGUUUAUGACUUUGUGGAAGCGGCCGAUGGAUUUGCUGAAGUCUUUCCUCAACAUAAAUAUUCAGUAGUCGAUAUUCUUCAACAAAGAGGUUAUCUUGUGGCAAUGACUGGUGAUGGUGUCAAUGAUGCUCCUUCUUUGAAGAAGGCUGACACGGGUAUUGCUGUUGAAGGUGCCUCUGACGCUGCUCGUUCAGCUGCAGACAUCGUUUUCUUAGCCCCUGGUCUUUCAGCUAUUAUUGAUGCUUUGAAAACAUCUCGUCAAAUUUUCCACCGUAUGUAUGCUUAUAUCGUUUAUCGUAUUGCAUUGUCUCUUCAUUUAGAAAUAUUUUUUGGAUUAUGGAUUAUCAUUUUGAAUCGUCUGAUGAAUCUGGAAUUAAUUGUCUUUAUUGCAAUUUUCGCCGACGUUGCAACACUAGCAAUUGCGUACGACAAUGCUCCGUAUGCACCAAAACCAGUUAAGUGGAAUCUUCCUCGUCUGUGGGGUCUCUCUACAGUUGUUGGUAUCCUUUUAGCUAUUGGAACUUGGAUCGUAAAUACCACUAUGAUUGCUGAAGGACAAAAUCGUGGUAUCGUACAGAAUUUUGGUGUCAUCGACGAGGUGCUCUUCCUUCAAAUUUCACUUACUGAAAACUGGCUAAUCUUUAUAACCCGUUGUAAUGGACCUUUCUGGUCUUCUAUCCCUUCAUGGCAGCUAACCGGUGCUGUGUUAGUUGUCGAUAUUCUCGCAACAAUCUUUUGCCUAUUCGGAUGGUUCAAAGGUGGCCAUCAAACGUCCAUUGUAGCUGUUCUCCGUAUUUGGAUGUACUCUUUCGGAAUAUUUUGUUUUAUUGCAGGAGUUUACUUGAUUUUGUCUGAAUCAACUGCCUUCGAUCGCUUGAUGCACGGCAAGGGUAAGAGAGGAGGUUCUACCCGUACGCUCGAAGAUUUCGUUUUACGGUUACAGCGUACAUCAACUCACCAUGAACAAGAAGGGAAGAAUAAUGGUUAA
This is a messenger RNA of Schizosaccharomyces octosporus yFS286, 3129 nucleotides long. Its product is annotated as P-type proton ATPase Pma2. The record is from RefSeq and is a predicted model, not a curated record. The transcript has a single exon. Gene Ontology annotation, biological process: proton export across plasma membrane; regulation of intracellular pH. The coding region runs from base 1 to 3129 and encodes 1042 amino acids. NCBI's taxonomy places the organism in Eukaryota, Fungi, Ascomycota, Schizosaccharomycetes, Schizosaccharomycetales, Schizosaccharomycetaceae. Gene Ontology annotation, molecular function: P-type proton-exporting transporter activity; ATP binding; ATP hydrolysis activity. Gene Ontology annotation, cellular component: plasma membrane.